Molecule: messenger RNA, 1152 nt
Organism: Ipomoea nil (Japanese morning glory)
Lineage: Eukaryota; Viridiplantae; Streptophyta; Magnoliopsida; Solanales; Convolvulaceae
Product: probable glutathione peroxidase 8
Exons: 6
Coding region: 394-876 (160 amino acids)
Biological process (GO): response to oxidative stress
Molecular function (GO): glutathione peroxidase activity
Source: RefSeq, a predicted model, not a curated record
CAGUUGGGUGUUCACGACAUUUCUGAGCUCCAACGCAAUUGAAAAUUGAGAUGGCAAGCGAUUUGACCAAACUUUCUGAAUCUGUCUACGACUUCAUCGUUAAGGGAAAAAUUCUUACUGACGAUAUCAUUAGAAACUGGACCAUUUUUAUUGCUUGCUACAACAAACAAUUGAACUGGGGAAGUGUAAUCAUAUAAUCAUUAAUCAAGAAAUGUCUUUCUUUUAACUUAAGACAGCAACAAAAUGAAGAAUUAUAGAUUUUGGUUGCAUAUAUUUACCCUUGUUUGUUUUGACAGUCUGAUGGAUGUUCUGCAGCUACAGAAUAAGUGUUUUUAGUUUCAUCAUGUCUUUGACUACUUAGCUUAGGGAGGGAAAUAAUGCAGCAGGUGAUGGAUGGGUAGUGUUAUUUUGCAGGAUGCGAAAGGCAACGAUGUAGAUCUCAACAUCUAUAAGGGAAAAGUCCUCCUAAUUGUCAAUGUUGCUUCCAAGUGUGGGAUGACGAACUCAAACUACACUGAGCUCAAUCAAUUGUACGAGAAGUACAGACACCAAGGCCUGGAAAUACUAGCAUUUCCCUGCAAUCAGUUUGGAGAGGAGGAACCAGGAAGCAAUGAUCAGAUAUUAGAUUUUGUUUGCACUCGUUUCAAGUCAGAGUUCCCCGUCUUUGGCAAGAUUGAAGUGAAUGGUGAAAAUGCUUCUCCCCUUUAUAAGUAUAUGAAAUUAGGGAAGUGGGGAAUAUUUGGAGAUGACAUUCAGUGGAACUUUGCAAAGUUUCUGGUUGAUCAGAGAGGGCAGCCUGUCGAUCGCUAUUAUCCCACAACAUCACCCCUUACCAUUGAGAGAGAUGUACAGAAACUACUAGGAAAAAAGGAAUAGUGUGAUCUAUGUGCUACUCACUCACUUUCAUGGAAAUCUUAGUAUUCAUUCUCCAUCAGAUUGGUGGUAUAAAUGCUCUAAUCUAUACAACACUAGCAGUGCAUCAAAAUCACAAAUCAAAUGUUCUUCUGGAUUGGAUUUGCAAAAUCUUCUUGGUUUCUUUGUGUAUUGUGACAGGCAAGUGAUGUUUUAAUGUACCGGUGCACAAUUUUACAUAUGAAGUUAUGAAGUAUGUAUGCCUCUUCUACUACUACUUGACUUGAUGAUGCCAAAGUA